GAGGAAAAAGGCGGGAGCCGUUUGCGGCUGUCACCCCUCCCGCAACACGCGCCAGCCAUGGAGGGAUACGAGAUGCUGAAGGUGCUGCCUUAUGGGGCCCUUGGGGCGAUGCUGCUGAUGGAAUCAAAAACAGAGAAGGAAAAGACUGGUGUGAGAAAGAAGUAUAUUAUGAAAAAGGUUGAAUGCACUGAUGAAAAACAAGCAAACGAUGCUCUCCGAGAGGCCAUGGAACUGCUGAAAAUGAAACAUCGGAACAUCUGCACCUACAAAGAGUUUUUCAUCACGUGGGACAACAAGAUUUCCUCCAUCUUUCUUUGUCUGGUGAUGCAUUACUCAGAUCAAAGUGACCUUUCCUCUCUGAUCAAGGCCAAGAGGCAAAAGCAUGAGAAAAUUAAGAAGAUGGUGAUUAAGAUGUUUCUGGGGCAGAUGGUGGAUGCUUUAGUUUACAUCCACGGACAAACAAUUUUUCACAGCAUCCUGAUAUCUUUCAGAAACCUCAAACCAUCCAACAUCCUUUUAGCUGGUCAGUCAUCCUUCAUGCUGUGUGAUUUCAGCAUGGAAACCCUUAUGACGGAUGAGAUGAAAUGGAAGAUCAGGGUGGAAGAAGAUCCUCAUUUUAAAUCCUGGAUGGCUCCAGAAGUGCUCAACUUUUCUUUCAGUGACAAAUCUGACAUCUGGUCUCUUGGCUGUAUUGUGCUUGACAUGAUGAGCUGCUCCGGUUUGAAAGUGAAAGAUCCAGUUUCAUUUCUGCAUGACAUUAAGGAGAAUUCCAGUCACCUUGAGGAUGCUCUGAUAUCCAUGAAGCAUGUGGAUACCCCUUUGUCUUCCAUUUUGCUUAUGAUGCUGAAGAUUCAGCCAACUAUGAGGCCCACAGCUCAGGAGAUGGUUGAUGAUGCAUUUAUUAAAGAAUGCCUGAUUCUAGCUGGUUCACCCCUAGUAAAGAUGAAGAAGACGCUACCUCCAGAAUUACUCGACAUCGUUUGUAAUGGUGGAAUCCAGACUGUUCUAGAAUUCAUGUUGUCCUACCCGGAUGUUGAGGCUGCUCAAGAAAAGGGCAUUGAGCGUCUAAUUACCCUCUUGAAGGAAGGAAAGGUCAAUCUAAAAAUCUUCCUUCGACUAAUGGAUCCUGUGACUUGUGCAAUGAAGGACCACAUUGAUUCUCCUGAGGUCCAGUUAGCUGGAUAUUCCUUGCUGCUUGAGAUCGCUAGCAGAGCUGUGGAGCAGAACCGGAACAUGGAAAUCCUGGCCUGUGAAAACAUCCUCAGUUGUCUCUUGAACUCAGUGAGAACCCAUUUCAACAAUGAAGAGCUGAUCUGUAUGAUUUGCACUUUGUUCAUGAUGAUGUCAACUAACGAAGUGGCUGCAGAGGCCCUGAGGAAAGCUGGUGUCUUCACAGACAUCCUGACCAUCCUGGGUAACUUCGCUCAAAACAAAGAGAUCUGUUUUGCUUGCUGUGGGGUUAUUUGGAGCCUGGUUGUACACGUGACGGAUGUGGCUGAAAGCCCACUGAAAUACGCCAUCGAGGUUGUCUCUAUAAUUCUCCACAUGCACCUUGAGCAUGCAGAAGUGGCAGAGGUGGCAUGCUGUGCUUUCUGGGCCCUGUCUCUUCACGGUUGUAUAGAUGAAGCUAAUUAUGAAACCUAUUCCAUGCUUCUCCUGGAGGCCCUCCGGCAACAUCCUGAAAGGCCAGUGCUGGCGAAGAACGCCUGUCUGGCAUUGGCAAGCCUCUUAAGGACAUCUGAGUUAUGCGGCUUCCGAUUCAUAGUAACAGAUGAGAAGGGCAAUGGGAUCACCCUGCUCAAAGACUGCUAUCAGCUCCACCGUGAGGAUCCUGAAGUAGUGGAAAACAUUUGUAUGCUGAUCGACGAGAUGUUUAAAUAUAAUGAAAUAGUGUUGGAGAUGGUCUCCCAGAACAUUAUUGAGUUGCUGACUGAAAUGAAGAACCGGUUUACAUCCAGUUUGGAAAUAGUUGCCCUUGCAGAAAAAGCACUCUCAAAACUGCAUAAGAAAGGGUACCUUACCUGAAACGAGGCAUGGCUCACUGCAGGAAGCCCUUCCUUGACAAAAAGCGAAUGUAAAUCAGCUACUUGCAAAGAUGAAUGCCAACAGGAUUCAAGGAGCAUGCUACAUUUGGGGGGGGAUUUUGGGCCUUCUAUCUAUUCUUAUUAUACAAAACAGUGUUAAGAAUUGUUACACAGU
Rhineura floridana is the source of this 2199-nucleotide messenger RNA. It is a transcript of the gene STKLD1, whose product is annotated as serine/threonine kinase like domain containing 1. The record is from RefSeq and is a predicted model, not a curated record. Gene Ontology annotation, molecular function: protein serine/threonine kinase activity; ATP binding. The transcript is spliced from 20 exons. Gene Ontology annotation, biological process: protein phosphorylation. NCBI's taxonomy places the organism in Eukaryota, Metazoa, Chordata, Lepidosauria, Squamata, Rhineuridae. The coding region runs from base 58 to 2025 and encodes 655 amino acids.